GUUAGUUACCUCUGAAAAUGAGGACUGAAGACAAGUGUUUGUAUUGUUUUGAGAAGGUGCUUAGGAAAUAGUUCAAUGUACAGCUGUAUUAGCUUAUUAUUAUUAGCUGUAUUAUUUUUGACUUGGAGAAUCACUCCUUGAAAACUCAGUGGAUGUGCUGGCUGCAUCUCCAUAAACUGCUCAGCACCAGGAGAGCUAACUUAGCCAGGGCAAGAGUAUUUGCUUACUGCGUUGUUGAAAUCUGUCUCAGCAAGGUCAGAAAACAUGAGUAAGAGGCUAGCAGAUCUGCCUCCACCACUGAAGGCUACCACUGGGUGAACAGCAUUAGUGGGAGGAAUUUUUGAUGUGGGGAGUAGGGAUGAAAUGCCUGUAUUGGAAAGGAAGCAACACCUUGUAAAACUAUAAAAGUAGCUUAAAAUAAUACGGAAUAGUGUUUUUAUUGAGGAAGUGAGAUAUUUUACUGUCACACUAAUGGUGCUAUAACCCCCUUUCUGCCCUAAGGUUAGCUUAAGUGCUUGACAUACAAAUGCUAGGGAGCAAAUCAAGUUGGUUACUGAUUCACGCUUACUUAAACAGGCAAAGUGGGAGGUAAGGAUUGCUUAUCCUCUGUAAGUGAAGUUAAGGUUUCUCUUCCUUGCUCUCUGCACUGACAUUGUUCUUCUAACUGCAACAGUACAAUCCUUUGGAUAUGAGAAAAAUUCAUGAAAAUAUAAAUAGAUGCCUCUUCUCUACAGGAAAUCUUUCUGCCUCAGCAGCAGCUAAAAAAAGGAAAGCUAACUCAUCUGAAAAACUGAGAUAUUGCAGAUGUCUGCAAUGAUGCUAUGUUUUUAGGAUAGCAAUAGUCGCUGGAUUGCACCCUCCCCAUCCUUGCCCUUUGUGGUUGGUAGUGCUGUAUCCAUCUAUCCCUUUUCCAUCCUGCCCCUUCAGAGUAAUGGCUCCCAGGGCAUUUCUGUGCCCAGGCAGACAUUUUUGUCAAUACCUCCAUGUUUCUGCAACAAAUGUGUCAGCCUUCAUUUAGAGCUGUGGUUUCUCCGCUAUCACACAUGUAUGUAGCUGGAUAAUUAGGCAUGAAAAUACCUUCAAUUUGGUGUGCCUGUUGACAAGGUAACGCUCCCUGGGAGCAUGUAAAACCACCUUGCAGGUAGAUGCGGUUGUGGGCAGCUGGCUGAACCUGCUCCUCACAGCUUAUUUACACUUUGAGGCUGGCAGUGCAGUAGUACAGGGACCCAGUGUGCAAGGCCCACUCAUGGCGAUUCUUCAGGUACUGCUCUUACACACAUAAUUUGUGUUGUUUCACUAAAAAUGCUUCUAUCCCUAGGAAGAAGUCUUUCUUAGGAAAAGCAUUGGCUUCUUUAUCUCCCUACAAUUGAAUGUUCCAUUAUGGACUGAUGAUUGUACUCUGUUUAAAGCCAAUCAAUGUGCAAUAUCAUGGUAUCAUUUUCUUUUAUAUGACGUCUUUUGCAUGUUCUGUGACUAAGUCCCUGACUAUAUUACAGGCACACAAGAAAAUAAAGCCUUACUACAAUGGGCUGAUUAUUGUGAACAACUAUGUAAAAACAAAUAGCAGAAGGAGAAAAGGAUUAAGUGAAGACGUGCCAGUGUUUACUAGGAUGACUCUCGAAACAAGUUAGAGAACUUAGGAGGUGCAGAGCAUUACAGAAAACCUACUUCCAGCAGCAAGCACUGCAGGGGGACUUUGCAUUGGUGAUAGAAAAUUAUGUAGAGGAACAGAAAGCAAAGCAGUGCUUGUGUUCAGGGUUAAGGUCCCUGAAGCAGCUGGGAAGAAAACUGUAGUGAGAUCUGGAAACACUACUCAUUCUGAAAAUCUCAUUCUGACCAAUUUGUUAGGUUUCACAAAACAUUUGUUUAUGAGUUAUUCCAGGUAACAAGGGAUGCAUAUAAUACAUCAGCAUCUUUAAAUGAAUCCCCAGAAUAUAGAGAUACUUGGCAAAGGAAAGUACUGGCCUUAAAAAAUCAAUGUGAUCUGGUAAUCUCUUAAAACCUAGACACUGGCCUGAAUGCAGCAUUGCCACUGUCUGGGGAAAUAAUGGGAGAAAUUUGGGGAGGCUUAGAGGAAACUAUGUCUUACAGAGAGGAGACAGUUUACAGGGAAAGGUGUCAUUUUAAUUUAGAUCCUACCACACCAAACAGAAAGUGUUUUCUAUCCCAUUUUCAAAGUUCAAGUGACAAGCAACAAGCAGUCUUGGAAGAAACCACCUGUAUUCUCCAGCUGUACUGUUCACUUGCUCAAGAACCAUGAACUUGUGUCCUAGGCCAGAGGCAAAGAGCAUCAACCAUGGGAUGAUGCAACAUUCACCUUGGAAAACUCUGACUCCAGCCAGCAUCUAAGGACUAUUGCGUAGGACUGAGGAAGUGCUCCAGCACAAUCCUGUUGCCAACAGCAGCUGCUGAGUUCUUGAAUAAGAGAGAGGAGGGAGGUGACUCUACAUCUGUAUGUAUCAUUACUUAGCUAUUAUGAUAUAAUGCUGCUUUUAAAAGGAUGUUGGAAAGCCUGGAAGAUUCAGCGGGCAGGGACACGAAUGAUUCAUGGUAUGGAAAAACCUGACUUGCAGAGAGCAGUAGCAGAAGUUCAUUCCAUUAAGUUUACCAAAUACAAAGUUUUGGCUAUAACUACCAAUACAAGGACAGCUUAGCUAGUAUUUCAGCACUUUCUGAUUUAGUUGUCAUCAUACGAAACCACUGCAUUGCAAGCCCUAAUUCUUUGCUCAAGUGGUGCAGAUUCCUGACUAGACCUGAUGCUGUGGGAAAGGCUGAUCUUGAGUGUAUUUGUCAGAAAAUUUAUUGGCACCCUUGGUAAUAGAAGAGACAUAAUACUGACUUUGGAAACUUCCCAGACAUUUUCUAAAGGAAUCCAGCACUAAUAUUCCUCAAGGUCUAUCUGCUAACAAACGAGAAAUUCCCAUCUGCAAUUGCAUUCAGUUCUGAAGGUGCCAAAUUCAGUGAGCAGCCCUUCCAGAAGUGAGCUGUUGUCAUGCUGUGUGAUAUGAAGGCACAGUAGACUAAAGGCACCUUUACUGAUUUUGAAGAAGCAGUCUGAAAGGUGAGUUUUCUAGUUCUAGAGCUAUUUUCAUCUUAUAAAUAUCAGGAUAAGCUUGCUUCCCCAGAGCUGUAGGUAGCAGAAAAUAGCAUUGUAUGUUCUACCAUAUGAGUAGUAAUCUCUGUCCUGUGUGUACUCCCCUGACAUGCAAGUCAAAACAGAUCGAGUAGUUGGAGAUUUUCCUCAAUACAAAGAUAUUCUACCAGAACCCUCUGACAGCAAAUACUUUAGUCUGAAACUGUUAGGAAACAGAAAAUCUCAACAUUCAAUUAAGCAGUCUGUUUAAUAUAUAGGACAUAUGUUCAACAAAACAAUUCAUUGUGAUGUAAAAGAAAAUGUUCUAGGUACUUCUAGGUACAGGAUAAGGUCCCUUGCUUUAGCAGGUUAAACAUUACAGGAGAUGCUUUCUCAUUCCUGCAGCAGUGCGCUAUUUAGGGUAUGCAAGCUUUAUUCAGUGUAAACUUUGAGAAAGGGGUGGAGAUCCCACAACAAAAAAUGUCCACAAUUAAGGGGAAAUUACAGAGCAAUUAAUGCUACCUUCAAACAGCUGGAAAGCUUUGGCUGGCUUGAAAUAACCUUUCUCCCCCAACAGCAGCUCUCCCAAGGCUGUUCAGCACUCAGCACCCUGUCGCUGUUUACCCUCCCACCGCUCCCCCUUGGCAAACUGUCAGAAAGCCUACUUUGGUAUUUUUUAAAGCACGGGGGGUCUAGACUGCAACACAAACUGCGAUGGAGGUGCAGGUGAGGCUGUAAAUGUCAUGCUUCAGAGCACUGCAAAGCACUGCCAGCAAUGGCCACGCAUAUUCCUGCAGAAAACUGAGCUGGAAGUGGUGGCCCAAGGAGAGCAAGAGUUGCCACACUGCUGUUGAUUAAACAUAUGGGCAGUAUGCUGUCCAUAUGUUGGAUGCAUCAGCUGGCAGGGGGCCUAGGAAAAGCUGCAGUGGCCGCAGCUUCCUUUCUGUCCCGUCUGACAUGGGCACAGCAAGGAAGUAUCAGCAGGUGCCAAAUUAAAGAAAAGGAUAAACGAAGAGAUAAGCAACCAUGCAAGGGUGAAGCCAUUUCGGAAGUGAUGGUGGUAAUUCAAGAAGUCUUUAGUGACCGCUUCAGGCUUCACUUCACAGACCUUUAUUCUUCUAAGCAAAGUUUAUUCCUUCACAUGAUGGACUCUGUUAACCAUACACACACAAAGUUCUUGUAUAACUAACCUGAACCUUCAACUUUAAAAGCUCUGCUAAGGCUCUUACAAGCCCCCUUUCCCUUGAGGCAGAAGAUACACUAUACUCAGAAAUGGAGCCAAACAGCAACAAUGUAGAAGAUUUCUCCUUGAAUGUCUUUUCUGUCACUCCUUGUCAGUCAAACAGAUCCGAUGCCCUGGUGUCAGAUGGGGAUAAAGCUGGUGCCACUUUGCUCUUUUCAGGUGUGUUUUUGGGACUGGUGGGGAUCACUUUCACUGUGAUGGGAUGGAUAAAAUACGAUGGCAUUACUCACCUGGAGUGGACUCAGUUACUAGGGCCUAUUCUGCUGUCUGUUGGGGUAACUUUUAUUCUGAUUGCUGUUUGUAAAUUUAACAUGCUUACAUGUAAGACCUGCAAAGAAAGAGAGGAAAAUAUGUCAGAUCUCGACCAGACUGCAAGUGGACAGUCCUUUGUCUUCACUGGCAUUAACCAGCCUAUAACUUUUCACGGUGCCACAGUGGUACAGUACAUCCCUCCGCCGUACCCAGCCCAGGAGGGCAUUGCUGUGAGCCCUGGCUACCUUCACCCAGUGCUCAGCUGCUGUGGUGCUGUUUCCCCCAGUGCCUCAUCAAUUCCCAGUCCGGGCUCUGCUCACUUCUGCCCUGCCUACCCUCUGGAUAACCUGGCUUUUACUGGAGAUGAGAACUACGCUGCUUAUCCUCCGGAGAACACCAGGAAUCAGAGGUCAGAGAACCGUUCCGAUGAGCCAGAAGAACCACUGGAAGACUAUGCCUGUGAUGACUUGUCACCUCCACGUUAUGAGGAAAUAUAUCCAUUCUCUUCAUAAAAUGACCACGGACAACAGACAACAAUUCUAAGACACAUCAGCUUUUUAAUCCCCAUGAAUUUUUUCUGUAAACACCUGCAUGAUAAGCAAGUAUGAGCAAAAUCUUGUUACUGAUGCACAGUUCAGUAUCACUGAAGAUAUUUAACCAAUUCCUUUUUUUUCUCAGAAUUCAUUAGCCCUUUGCUGUGCAAUUUAAUAGCAGAGCUAUUAAUUAUUUAAUAGCAAAAUUAUUAAUAGCAAAGCUAUUAAGCUCAAGGAUCUAAAUCCAUAUUAGAGUUCCCCAACAAGAAGCCUGGUUUUCAGACUUGCUGGCCGGUGUGAACUUGAAAUGCGCAAGAUGUUUGUGGAAGGUCAUGACUGCUCCUGGACAUUCAUCAUCAUUAGAAAACACUUGAUUUAUUCUUCGUACAUUUUCCCUCUUGAUUGCUUGGGAAACUUCAAAAGUGCUCAAACAUUUGAUCCAUGAAAUUGCCUAUAAAGUCUUAAUUCUGUCUGA
Messenger RNA from Strigops habroptila (Kakapo), 5576 nucleotides. RefSeq names its product transmembrane protein 174 (gene TMEM174). The transcript is spliced from 2 exons. Lineage: Eukaryota; Metazoa; Chordata; Aves; Psittaciformes; Psittacidae. Bases 4346 to 5080 code for a protein of 244 amino acids. The record is from RefSeq and is a predicted model, not a curated record.